AUGGCGGACGCGCCGUUCGAACCGCCGCCGAAGCAGUCGCCCUCGUCUCGAUCGUCCACGAGGAAGCGCACGACGAAAGCGGAGAAGGACGCGGAGCUCGCGAAGAAGGCGGCGAAGAAGCCGAAGAAGAACGGCCCAUCGCGCGCGCACGAGCAGAUGUACUGGGACCAGGGCAAGAAGAUCGUCUGCGGCGUGGACGAGGCCGGGCGAGGCCCGCUCGCGGGCCCGGUCGUCGCCGCCGCGUGCGUCUUCCCCGAAGAUUUGGUCAUCGACGCGAUCAACGAUUCGAAGCAGAUGACCGAAGAGGACCGCGAGGAGGUGUACGAGCAGCUCAUGGAGAACCCGGAGGUGCUAAAGUCCGUGUGCGUCAUCGACCACAAAGAGAUCGACGACAUCAACAUCCUGGAGGCGACGAUGAAGGCGAUGCGGAAGUCCGUGGAGGGCCUCCCGACAAAGGCGGACUGGGUCCUCGUCGACGGGAACCGCGUCCCGGAGCCGCUGAAAGGGCGAGCGGAGGCGAUCGUUAAGGGCGACGCCAAGUCCGUCUGCAUCGCCGCGGCGUCCGUCCUCGCGAAGGUGACGAGGGACCGGAUGAUGGUGGAGAUCGCGAAGGAGCACCCGGAGUACGGGUUCGCGGAGCACAAGGGGUACGGCGUCAAGUCGCACAUGGCGGCGAUACACGAGCACGGGCCGUGCCCGUAUCACCGGAUGACGUUCGCGCCGAUGAAGUACAUGCCGGGGGGGAGCGCGUACGACGGGGACGGGAAGUAG
Molecule: messenger RNA, 771 nt
Organism: Micromonas pusilla CCMP1545
Lineage: Eukaryota; Viridiplantae; Chlorophyta; Mamiellophyceae; Mamiellales; Mamiellaceae
Gene: RNHB
Product: ribonuclease HII
Exons: 1
Coding region: 1-771 (256 amino acids)
Biological process (GO): mismatch repair; DNA replication, removal of RNA primer
Cellular component (GO): ribonuclease H2 complex
Molecular function (GO): RNA binding; RNA-DNA hybrid ribonuclease activity
Source: RefSeq, a predicted model, not a curated record